AAUGAUAACAAAACACACGUAGUCUUAGAAUUUUAGAACCAUUUAAAGUUUUCCUGUCCUACUACAAAGUUUAUGUCUAGUAUUCGUAUUUUGUAAAUCAACAUAAUGCGAUUUAUUUCCUUAAUUAUAAGUUAUUCGCUAUGUUUCUUGUACGUUUCUGCAAAAAUAGACCCGCAAAAUUUAAAAUGCCUUGUUUGUCGCCAGACGUUCGAAGAACUUAAUAAGGCUAUCAAGAACGUAGAGAAAUGGAAAAAAGUGGAUGUGGGCAACUUCAGAAUGGACGCGGAGGGCAACACCAUGCAGCAGAAGGUGCCCGCGCACCGCUCCGCCGUCUACAUCUCUGAGCUCAUUGACAGCAUCUGCAAGAAGAUGGACGACUACGUGCGCGUGUACUACAAGUCGACGGGCAAGCUGGCCAUCAUGCAGCUGAUGACGGAGGAGGGCGGCAUGAACCCCGAGUUCAGCAAGACCAAGUUCGUCACCGACGACGACCUCAACAAGAGUCUCGAGUACUACUGCGAGCGCAUGUUCGAGGACAGCGAGGACGAGAUCACGGCGCUGUACCAGCGGCGGCCGCACGACGACAUCAUGCCCGACGCCGAGCACGCGAUCUGCUUCAACCACACCAAGUACUGCGAGCCCUGGAUGCUGCCCACGUCCGAGGACACCACCUGGACGCCCGAGAUGGAGGCCGAGUACGUCAAGAUCCAUGGACCGGACCCGUACGGGUUCGGCGGCGCCCCCCCGCCGCCCGCCUCGCCCCACAUGCCCGACCUGGCCGACCUGCCCGACCUGGGCGAGUUGCCCGACCAGGAGACCGAGCCCGACCACGACCUCGGGGAGGACGAGUUGGAGGCGGAGGCGGAGGCGGAGGCGGAUAGUCGCGACGAGCUGUAGUCAGACAGGCAGACAUUCCUACACCCCUUUGUACUCAGUACUUUUAUUUGUUAAGUUUAGUAAAUAUAUUUUAUUGUUGUGAACUUUGCUAACAAAUACACAAUGAUUGUUGUAUGAAAUGUACACGUUGUGACGUCACACAUUCACCUCUCAUACAAAUACAACUGUGCCAAUUAUAAACAACAUCUACAAGUUAACUAAGUUUGUUCGUGUGACGUGAGAUGUCUCUCCACCGAGUCGUUGCCAGAGGAGGGACAU
Molecule: messenger RNA, 1155 nt
Organism: Papilio machaon (common yellow swallowtail)
Lineage: Eukaryota; Metazoa; Arthropoda; Insecta; Lepidoptera; Papilionidae
Gene: sel
Product: protein seele
Exons: 7
Coding region: 106-897 (263 amino acids)
Cellular component (GO): endoplasmic reticulum
Source: RefSeq, a predicted model, not a curated record